Molecule: messenger RNA, 1889 nt
Organism: Leptopilina heterotoma
Lineage: Eukaryota; Metazoa; Arthropoda; Insecta; Hymenoptera; Figitidae
Product: stAR-related lipid transfer protein 7, mitochondrial
Exons: 8
Coding region: 193-1695 (500 amino acids)
Molecular function (GO): lipid binding
Source: RefSeq, a predicted model, not a curated record
AACCUAUUGUGCGUUGGACUUUACCAUGUUCAAAAGCGAUGUUUACUCUUUUCUCCACAUCAUAACCUUUUUAAGUACCACUGUAAUUAUAUAUUAAAAUAACUUUUAAUUAGUAAACAAUUUCAUAUGGAUUGAAGAAAUUGAAAUUUGAACUUGGUUAAUCAACUUUUAUCUAAACAUGAAUGAGAAUUUAUGAAGCAGACAGUGUCAACAAUAUUUAUAAUGUUUGCUGUACAUAUAUCGAAUACGCUGAUGAGAUCUUCUCAUUCACAUCUUUCGAGAGCUGUUUGUGUCAGAACUCCUCUUGAUUCUCUCUACUUCGGUCACUGCCGCUCAUUCAAAAGAUUAGUUUCCAGCCGACCGUGGACUUACGGUAAACUAAGCAGAUGGUAUAGCCGACAUAUAAAUUCAUGGAUCACAGAGCAAGGUGUUAAAAUAAUUUGUACAUGUGUAAAGCAGAUAGAAUUCUUAGCAGUAAAACGUAUUGAACAAAGUGUUCAGAUAUUUCAAUUGUAUAUAAAACUAUGGGACAAACUUCUCUUAAAAGAAUUCAUCAAGUAUUGGAGGAAAAAAGGUUUUCAGAAAAAUAAGACAUAUCUACUGAGUACAACAGGCAUUGUUGCUUAUAACUGGGAAAACGAAAGAAUAACUAAUAAAGAGAUGGAGAGUUACACCCACGAAAUAGAUGAAAUUUAUAAAUUACUUGCAAAUACUGUAACGUGUUCUCAGUGUCAUAAACGUUUAAUAAUCGACACUAAACAGGAUGGUGUUACUUACUGUAAUUGCUAUGGAAACAAUAAUGCUAAGGCUAUUAAUAAUCAAGAUGAACCUUGGGAACCUUUUAUUGAACGGGAGGAUAUGCUCAUAUGGCGUAGAUUAGAAUCAAACUCAGGAUUAUACGCUUAUAAAGUAUAUGCAUCCUUUUCUGAUAUAACUGCAGCUGAUUUUCUACAAGUGCAGUUAGAUAUUGAAUAUAGAAAAAAAUGGGACAAUACAGCCAAAGAAUUAGAUAUUAUAGACACAGAUCCUCUUACAGAAUCAGCAGAAGAUUGUGGCAGUGAUAUUAUGUACUGGGAAAUGAUGUGGCCUAGACUGUUUGCAAAUAGAGACUAUGUCUAUCAAAGAAAGUGGAUGCAUAAAAAGGAAACAGAUACCGUUAUUAUAGCAAGUAAAACAACAGACCAUCCAAAAGCUCCCACAAGAACUGAUACAUAUAGAGUAAAAUCUUACUGGUCUUACAUGGUUAUAAAGCCUUAUAAAGAAAUAAAUGACUAUGGAAUAGAGUUUGGGUUAACAUAUUUCGAUGAUCCUGGGAUGAAUAUACCAUCUGCUGUCACCUCGUGGGUUGCGAUGAGCGGGUUGCCAGAUUAUUUAUGCCGGAUGAGAGAAGCAACAAGGAACUACAAAAAAUAUAAGGAAGAAAGAGAGAAACUUUUGACAACUGUUGCAGACAAACAGACUUGCGACAAAGAAACAUCAGAUGACAAGACUUCGAAUGAAGAGUCGAAAAAUAAUGAAUUAGACAAUACGCAGUCGGACAUAAUUUCGUCAAAAUGUGAAAUUUUACUCUCACCGCAAAUGAAAAGCAACAUUAUAGAUGUCCAAGAAAAGGAUAAAUCGAGUGAAAUUGAAAAUUCACAUGAAGAAGAUGAGGGAUUUUUAAAUUAUUUCUUUUUCACGAGGCUAUUUGCUUAGUGAUUAAACUGUUUAAAAAUUUAGAGAUGUUGACAAAAUAAAUAUGUUUUUAUUUCUUUAUUGAUAACGAAAACCUUGUUAGAUAAUUAACGAGCCAGUUUCAUUUUAUGGAAACUUUUAAUUAUUAGUUUUUAGUAAAUAAUUCACCAAUAAAAAGUAGUCGUAUAAUGUUUUAAUAAAUAUUCAUAAGAGAA